Messenger RNA from Egretta garzetta (little egret), 2752 nucleotides. It is a transcript of the gene DHDDS, whose product is annotated as dehydrodolichyl diphosphate synthase subunit. Gene Ontology annotation, molecular function: ditrans,polycis-polyprenyl diphosphate synthase [(2E,6E)-farnesyl diphosphate specific] activity. The record is from RefSeq and is a predicted model, not a curated record. Gene Ontology annotation, biological process: polyprenol biosynthetic process. The transcript has 8 exons. NCBI's taxonomy places the organism in Eukaryota, Metazoa, Chordata, Aves, Pelecaniformes, Ardeidae. Bases 1028 to 2029 code for a protein of 333 amino acids. Gene Ontology annotation, cellular component: endoplasmic reticulum; dehydrodolichyl diphosphate synthase complex.
AACCGCCUGGCUGCACCCAGCCGGCUGGGCAUGAGCGAGUCGUGUCCUUCCUGGUGCUCUGCCCCUGGCUUACGGACCAGGGGGUUCUUUGCGAAGCUGCUUUUUUAAGAUGGCUGUGUGAAAUCGUAUGUAAAAGAUUGAUUGUUGUUAGUAGCCAAAGAGGAUGCGUUUUCAGCCUGCGUUAUUCGAGGGGAGCAUUAAGAGCUUUAGAGCCCGAGGUUCAGCAAUUUCUUGCUGUAAUGUUUUGUGGUUGCAUCUGUGGCUUAAGUCAUCCCUUCCUGAGGGAAGGGGCAGAGAAGGCCGAUACUACAGAAAACUAAUGAAUCGGUGUAAUUUGAACCUGUUUUGGUCCUUAGAUGUGUACAGGGUGGCUGCCCCCACAUCUCUUUCUCCACAGCUGCUUUGCCCACAUCUCCCAGGCCUCCUAGCUGAGAGAAUUGGAGAUUAGCGUGGAAGUUCAGCAAACUCUUGUAUCUUGUUAGCUCAGACUAGACAUUAGCAUUCAAUGUGCAGAUAACAUUAAAAACCCCAGUAUUUUUACAGCUCCAGAGGCUACAGUUCCCUGCUCGUGAAGGGAGAGAAAUAUCCGUGGUGAUGCCAGUGCAGGGUAGCUGGGGAUGUAGGUGGUUGCUUUAUUUGAAAGGUUUCCAACAACUCAAAAGCAUUGAAGGUCAGUUUGUGCUGCCGCCACUCUGUGGCGUGCCUGGUGAUAGCCCAAAUUGUGGGUCUGUUCUUACUAACCAGCUAGUUUGGCUGGAAGACGCAGUAAUGUUUUGUUUAAUGCUGCCAGAUAGUGCAGAAUCCAUGCGCAUGGUGUACAGCUGGAAAACUCCAGAGCUCAGUUCUGAGCUCCCCCAUCAAAGUACUUGUACAGAUGAUAAAAAGGACUCCAAAGCAGCUAGUCAAAGUUUAUUUUUCCAAGGUGAUGGUUUGUAGCAUUGCUUUGGGCUCAGACAGAAUCUUCUGUACCUCUAACCCCUUUAUUUUCGUCUUCCUCUUGAAAAAGAAAAGGAGCUUUCGGUAAGACAUGUCGUGGAUCAGAGAAGGCGAGCUGACCAUCAUAGAGAGAUUUUGUGCCAACAUCAUUAAGGCAGGUCCAAUGCCCAAGCAUGUUGCCUUCAUCAUGGAUGGCAAUCGUCGUUAUGCCCAAAAGUGCCACGUGGAGAGACAGCAGGGGCAUUCGCAAGGCUUUGAUAAGCUGGCACAGACAUUACGGUGGUGCUUAAAUCUGGGCAUUCGGGAGGUCACUGUUUAUGCCUUUAGUAUUGAGAACUUUAAACGCUCCAAGGAGGAGGUGGAUGGACUAAUGGAUCUGGCAAGACAGAAAUUUAGCCGCCUACUGGAAGAACAGGAGAGCCUGAAGAAGCAUGGUGUGUGUAUCCGUGUCCUCGGGGACCUGCCACUUCUGCCCUUGGAUAUUCAGGAGCUGAUUGCCCAAGCUGUGCUGGCAACUAGGAACUACAACAAAUGCUUUCUAAAUGUCUGCUUUGCGUACACAUCGAGACAUGAAAUCAGCAAUGCUGUCAGGGAGAUGGCAUGGGGGGUGGAACAAGGACUGCUCGAACCCAGUGAUGUGUCUGAAUCAUUGCUCGAUAAGUGUCUGUACACCAACAACUCCCCUGACCCAGACCUCCUGAUUCGAACCUCUGGAGAGGUUCGGUUGAGUGAUUUCUUGCUAUGGCAGACAUCCCAUUCAUGCCUGGUGUUUCAGUCAGUCUUGUGGCCAGAAUAUUCCUUUUGGAAUUUGUGCGAGGCUAUCCUUCGGUUCCAGAUGAACUACAGUGCUUUACAGAAGGCCAGAGACUCCUACACGGAGGAAAGGAGGCGACAAGAGUUGGAAAGGGAUCAGGCUUACGUGACAAAGAAGCUGCAGCAGGAGGGGUUUGCGUCCCACGGAGACUCUCGGCGCCGACGGACACUGUUGCAGAAAUGCACCGCCAUGCGGGAAGAGAGAAUCCAGGGCUUUCUACAGGCACUAGAGCACAAGAGAGCGGACUUCUUUGAAAGAUUGUGUAUGGUGUCUGCAUGACAUAGGUGCUGGGUUGUUCUUGGGAAGACAAUUUUUAACCUUAUUAGAGGGAACAGCUGCUGCCCGGAGGAAUUCACUCGGUGUGGUUCUGCAGCGGGGAUGCAGGGCUGCUAUAGGAUUUUACGUCCCCGCUGGCCCUGUCUGAGGGCAGGACAGAGUACUGUGAACCUUUCCAGUUCUGUGAAUGCUGCUGAGGAAGAUAAUGCCGUCCCUCUGUGUCCUCUCCCUGCCCCUGAUGAUGGAGAAUACAUGCACCCUGUCAUGUCUCCACUGCUUGGUGCUUUACAGGCCUGUUUUGGUGACAAGUUAACUAAAAUGAGCCUCUGGUUCUGUUUGCCUCCUCAUGAAUUGGCCCAGGCAAACCAUUUCAGUCCUGUUAAGUCAGCCUGCACUUGAAUUCUUUCCAUGGCUUCACAGUAGUGAAUCUUCUGUUGAGAUUUCCUCUGCUGUCCCAUAAGGGGAGCCUUGCUUUCUGUAGGGAGAGGAUUAUUCCUGGUGUAGAAGGGAGCCCUGUGCCAAGUGGUGGCAGAGAUAUUCCCCACUGCCUCCUUGAUGAUAGCAUUUUGUCUUUUCCCCACCUUGCCGUGCUGGUUUUGAUGUAUCUGCUGUUGGCUUCCAGAGAGCUAAAGCAAGGUGGUGUCAGCCUUGCCGUAAAGACAAAAAAGAUGCUCGAAAGCUUCAUCGGGUUCUGUGAUUCCUUCUGAGCAGCCUGUGUGGGGAAAA